Molecule: messenger RNA, 5702 nt
Organism: Paralichthys olivaceus (Japanese flounder)
Lineage: Eukaryota; Metazoa; Chordata; Actinopteri; Pleuronectiformes; Paralichthyidae
Product: rho-related BTB domain-containing protein 2
Biological process (GO): small GTPase-mediated signal transduction; engulfment of apoptotic cell; establishment or maintenance of cell polarity
Cellular component (GO): cytoskeleton; cytoplasmic vesicle; cell projection
Molecular function (GO): GTP binding; protein kinase binding; GTPase activity
Source: RefSeq, a predicted model, not a curated record
CAGCCUCUCUGCACGGCACCGACACGCUCCACAUCGGGCUGCGUAUUUUGGGCGCUGCGCUCGGACUAAUCGCGCUGAUCCAGAGGACCCCCUCCUCCUGUUCUCCAGCCUCGGUCACCUCGCCUCGAAGAUGAAGUUAUACGCGAGCGGACGACAGGUGCGAGCCGCAUCCGAUGGAGCCCCGCUUCCCUCCGCGUCCAUCGACCAACCCGAUGCAGCACUUCCUCAUGUUACGGUCUCAGCUGACAGAUUCUGAUAUGGACUAUGAGAGGCCAAACGUUGAAACUAUCAAGUGUGUGGUGGUGGGAGACAAUGCAGUCGGAAAGACCCGCCUUAUCUGCGCCCGAGCCUGCAAUGCCACACUGACUCAGUACCAGUUACUCGCUACACAUGUUCCCACGGUCUGGGCAAUUGACCAGUACAGAGUAUGCCAGGAGGUACUAGAGCGCUCUAGAGAUGUAGUGGAUGACGUCAGCGUGUCCCUUCGUCUCUGGGACACGUUCGGAGACCAUCAUAAGGACCGACGUUUUGCAUAUGGCCGGUCCGAUGUGGUGGUGCUGUGCUUCUCAAUCGCCAAUCCCAACUCUCUGUACCAUGUGAAGACCAUGUGGUACCCCGAGAUCAAACACUUCUGCCCCCGUGCUCCUGUCAUCUUGGUGGGCUGUCAGUUGGACCUGCGCUACGCUGACCUGGAGGCAGUGAACAGGGCACGGAGGCCUUUAGCUCGACCUAUUAAAUCAAAUGAGAUUCUUCCUCCAGAGAGAGGUCGGGAGGUGGCCAAAGAGUUGGGAGUGCCAUAUUAUGAAACCAGUGUUGUUGCUCAGUUCGGUGUCAAGGACGUCUUUGACAAUGCUAUCCGAGCUGCGCUCAUCUCACGCCGCCACCUGCAGUUCUGGAAAUCUCACCUCAGAAACGUGCAGCGGCCUCUCCUUCAGGCACCCUUCCUGCCACCGAAACCUCCCCCUCCUAUAAUCACUGUGCCUCCUCCCCCAACCACCACAGAGGAGCAUCCAGUUGGUCUGCUUGAGGACCCACACUGUGCUGACGUCAUUCUGGUUUUGCAGGAGCGACAGAAAAUCUUUGCACAUAAGAUAUACCUGGCGACUUCCUCUUCAAAGUUCUACGACCUCUUCAUUAUGGACACGCAAAAUGAGGAGAAUGAAAGGCCCACUCGCGGUCCUCUAUCUGGCAGAGAGCUGCUGAUGCGUGCUGCUAGCUUUGACGUUUGCGAGAGCAGCGAUGACGGAGACAGGGCCAACCUGAGGGCUUGCACUAGCGAUGGGACCUUGAAGGACUCACAGGGGGGCCGAAGGGGCAGGCUGCUGUCAUCGUGGAGCAGAGCCUUCGUCAGCAUCCAGGAGGAGCUGGUCGAUGACCCUCUUACUUACAGCCCUAGGCCCAUGACUGUUGUGCACAUGGACCAGUCCAUGCAGCUGGGUCCUUUCCGAGCAGUGCUCCGCUACCUGUACACAGGUCAGCUGGACGAGAAUGAGAAAGAGUUAAUGCACAUUGCACACAUUGCUGAGCUGCUGGAGGUCUUUGACCUGCGGAUGAUGGUGGCAAACAUACUUAACAAUGAAGCCUUCAUGAACCAAGAAAUCACCAAAGCCUUCCAUGUACGGCGCACAAACAGAGUCAAAGAGUGCUUGGCUAAAGGCACCUUCUCUGAUGUAGUAUUCAAGCUAGACGAUGGGACGAUCAUGGCUCACAAACCGUUACUCAUCUCUAGUUGUGACUGGAUGGCAGCUAUGUUCGGGGGGCCCUUUGUGGAGAGCUGCACAAAAGAGGUGCUGUUUCCCAACACUACUCGCAGCUGUAUGAGGGCUGUGCUGGAAUAUCUCUACACAGGGCGGUUUUGCUCUCGACCUGACUUGGAUGCAAUGGAAUUGAUUGUUCUUGCCAAUCGUCUUUGCCUCCCCCACCUGGUUGCACUUACAGAACUCUACACAGUAACAGUGUUGACGGAGGCAGCGAUGAUGGGAGCUGACAUUGAUGGAGAUGUGCUGGUGUACUUGGAUAUGGCCCAGUUCCACGGUGCGCAGCAGCUCACAGGCUGGUGUCUUCACCACAUCUGCACCAACUACAACAGCGUCUGCCGCAAGUUUCCCAGAGACAUGAAGGCCAAGUCUACAGAUUAUUCUGAUGCAGAGAACCAAGAAUACUUUGAGAAACACCGCUGGCCACCCGUGUGGUACCUCAAAGAGGACGACCACUACCAAAGAGCACGAAAAGAACGCGACAAGGAGGACUACCUGUACCAGAGGCGGCAGUGCAAACGCAAGUGGAUUUUCUGGAACCUUCCCUCCUCCCCUAACUCGAACUCUCCCUCUUCUGGCUCGUCCGCCAUCAUCUGACCGAGCGGUAAGGCAGGGUCCCCGCCGGAGUCCACUCAGCGCGGAUGUGACUUGUAACAGAUACAAUAGAAGAUAAGCACUGCUGACUAGAUCCGCCCCCAGUUAUUCAGGCACAGUUUCUCCUUCUCUGGUUUGUUUGCAGCACAUUAAGGUCGGCUCAAUCUGGCAGUUUAAGUUGAGCUUUGUUCCCUGUAUUUUUAGCUUGGUGUUUAUGACACUCAGACCUCAGUGAUAUGAGCCUCACUGACAAAUGGCACAGUGUGUCCGGCGCAAACAACAACUCACAUCGAUCGUUAUGUGUUCCACCAUCUGAGUUUAAAGUAAUAGCACUCUGCUGGCACAGAACUUUCCACCUGUGGUCAUAACUAUCAUCAGUCAACCUGAACUGAUAACCAAGUGCUGCUUAUCAGCUGCAACAACCAGCAACUCAACACAGAAAUUAAGUCUCAGAGAUAUAACACUUUGCCCUUAAGUGUUUGUACAAUCUACCAAACUGCGUGUACAGUAUGAUCUCAUCAUCAAGAUGCAACAUCGUAUAGUCUGCCAUGAAUCAAGUACUGAACUCAUCCACUCUAACCAUGCUGAUUAUCAUCCUGUAUGCAUAAAAGCAAAUACAGGCAAGUUGUAUCUCUGUCCAGCCCUUGUGUUUUUGAAUGUUUGUGUACGGCUUGCACAACUGAGAGCGGUGAAUCUGGACACACUCGUAUUUAUGAUGUAUCGUGAUCUUGUGAUUUGUCGCCUCUUGUCACAAAAGGGCUUUAGUUUACAUGAAUGCAUUCAGUGUCCGGAGACACAAGAGAUUCCAAAUUGAGGCAAAUUUUCUGUAAAAAGGCCAGCAAAAAUAAACCACGAUUAUUUCCCUGUAUGUUUCGAUGAGGCUUGUUGGCGCCACAUGUUUUUCCUGGGUCCUUUCCUGGCUUAACGUUGGAUGGUCCCAUCAGCCUGAUCGCUGUCAUCCUGGGAAGCUACACAAACUGUACAUCUCCAGAGCUGAAGUGCCCACGUGUACAUUCCUCUGUGACGGACAGGUUUGACAUCUCAAAUCUGGUGGGGACUUCUCUUGGUUGACCGGAGGAUGUCUCCAGGACUGUCUGCAUUUGUACAUGCAGGAAGCUUCCUCGCGGUGGUGAAGUCAUCCAUGUUCUUCUACACAUCUCGAGCACUUUCUUGGACUCUUCUGCGACAGAGACACACACAAAACCCUCCAGUAGCAACAUCCUGGUGAACGGCACUGAGGACAGUAAAAAAAAAAAAAAAAAGGAACUGGGGAGGAUCAUGGUGUUUCGAAUGUUAUAAAAUAUUGUCAAGCGAUUUAAUUCAAAUCAUUUGUGUUGAUUUGUUUUGCACACGUCACAGUAUAUGUUCAAGAUUGUCAUCUCAUGUUGGACUUGAUUGUAGGAUGGAGUGCAGCAAUGUUCAGAUUUGAAAGCACGGUUCUCAGUGAAGCUGGGUCGUAUUGUAAAUUGUAAAAAAAGAAAAUCAGAUGAACUGCAAGUAACUUGCUUCACUCUCAUGCACAGUUACAUAAUAUUGUGCACUGCAGGCAGUGAGCAGUAUGGCACAGUAUUACUGAGUAAUACAUAUACUAAAUAUAGACUUGACUCGUCCAACUCGCAUUUAGUUACUGUGCAGCUACACACUGUUGUUGAAAUAGCUAAAUACUCAUCGUGCUGACCUCCAGUUACAUCGAUUAUACGCUGUAGUAUACAUGGAAAUCACUGGUAGUUCACAUGAGCAGUGGAAUAUAGAUAAAUAGACUCAUAGUAAAAUAGGAUUAGGGUAAAGUAGACACAUGUUUGUAUAAAUUACAUUAUAAAGACAUACAUGAAACAUACCAUUGUUAUCAAAAGAGUCAAAAGAGUUUUGCAGCAUAUGUUAAAGAAAGCUUGCUUGAGUUACACUUUAUCAUACAGGUUUUGACUAGACACAUAUUAGACAGAGCCCAGUCUUUCCUGUGAUAACUCCUGACCUGACCACAUUGCAUGGACAAGGAUGAAGUUCAGUCAUCAUCAUCAAGUGUACGCUACAGACAAGUGAUGGUUCUGGUGCUCUAAGCAGUAGCUUUAAAUUGUUCUCGAUAAUAUUCAUAUUGUCUGUUGCUAAUUAAGUAAACACAGCAACCUUCAUUUGAGGGUUUUAAUUGUUCAAAUCUUUUUGGCACACAUUGUCAGACAUUAGGCAGAGAGAGCAUGGUACUCUUUAAGAUCCAGCUUUAUUCUAAUCCUUAAUGCAUGGAUUCACCAAUAUGCUGCAUUCGAUUUAAGUAGUUAAUAAACAAUAAGGCCCAGUUUUCAUGUUAAAUACAGUUUAUUAUAAUAUCUAUAGCAAGAGGGUCUGUGUUGUUAUAAUUUGCCUUGGUGUGAUAGAUGAAGUUCAUAGAUGUGCAUUUCAUUCCUCAGUGCACUGCAUUUCCCAAUGAAUCUACUGCUGAUGUCUUGCAUCAACGGCACCUCAUGCCUUAAUGUACAGUGUAGUGUACGGCAUCGAAUGUAAUGUUGUGUUACUAUGGUCAGUAGCUUGUCUGCUAUGUGUUAGGUUACCAUGGUGCUCUCAGCGUGUGUAUCUGUAAAUGUACAUGAUCCAUAAUUUGGAUGUAAAGCAAUCAAUCCGCGCGUGAUUUGAGGAGUCUGGUGAACGUGGUUUAGGUCGAACACUACGUAGGAUUGUAUGUUUUAAGCCGAAACACAAAACUAAUUAAAGACUCUGAUCUGAUCUGAGGCCACCCUCAACUAACACAAGGACAACCCAUUGAUUUGUGACAUUAUAAUCAUGAAUUGAAUGCAGGGAUUUCUGAUUUAGUUUUUAUUAUUUCAAAGCUGCUUUAUGCUGAUGAGUCAGCACAGUUACAACAUGCUGAGACAGUGCGGCCAUUGGCAGUUAGAUUUGAACUCAAACAUGUAAAUAUAAAUUGUAGGCUGCGAUAUGAGCUAUUGCAUAGUUUAACUAGGUAGUGUUUUGUACUAUGCAUACUGAAACGUCUGACUUUGAAACUUGCACUGCUUUGUAGCACCAGGUUCUAUUCAAUUUACAUUAGAUGGUAUUGCAACAUCAUCAGUUAGGCACACAACAUCAGGUAAAAAUAGAAAAAAACUGAUUAGAUCAUAAAUUACAGAGAUGUUGACACUGGGGCCCUCUCCAUAAGUUUGGGUGCUAAUAUCACCGCUGCAGAGAAGCACAAACCAAAGGGAGCUUUAGCAGCACCAGGAAUAUAUUAUAUAUGCUGCACAAUCACUUCUGCAUAGUUUAAGAGGCCUUGUUCUGAAAUGGUUGAAAAUUCAAUGAAAAAGAGAAAAAAAAACUAUAAAGAAAAGAAAAAAAACUUGAAUGUUUUCUCAGUGUUCAAAGCCU